Carya illinoinensis is the source of this 1136-nucleotide messenger RNA. Its product is annotated as cystinosin homolog. The coding region runs from base 145 to 960 and encodes 271 amino acids. Gene Ontology annotation, biological process: L-cystine transport. Lineage: Eukaryota; Viridiplantae; Streptophyta; Magnoliopsida; Fagales; Juglandaceae. Gene Ontology annotation, molecular function: L-cystine transmembrane transporter activity. Gene Ontology annotation, cellular component: vacuolar membrane. The transcript has 8 exons. The record is from RefSeq and is a predicted model, not a curated record.
CACGCAUCCAGCAAAAAGAAUGAAGAUGACGUGUAAGGGGAUAUAUAUGUAAAAAUUGUUCGAAGACGCUACAUCCGACUGUUUCCCCGGAAAAAUGUAGAACGAAAAGUAAAUUCUUGGUCACUCUCACCGUCGAAUAGAGAUAUGGCUUCGUGGAAUUCAAUUCCGCUGGAAAUCACCUACCAGGUUCUGGGAUGGACUGCUUUCCUGUCGUGGACUUUGUGCUACUACCCGCAACUCAUCUCUAAUUUCCGUAGGAAAAGUGUGGUGGGGUUGAGCUUCGACUUCGUAAUAUUGAACUUGACGAAGCACGCCUCUUAUCUGAUACACAACGCGUCCCUCUACUUUAGCUCCGCUAUUCAGAAGCAAUACUACAAAAAAUACGGCUAUGGACAGAUGAUACCUGUGGCUGCAAAUGAUGUUGCUUUCUCUAUUCACGCGGUUCUUGUGACAUCAAUUAUCUUGCUCCAGAUUGCAAUCUAUGAACGCGGAGGUCAGAAGGUUUCCAAGAUAACCAUUGCAAUCGUAUCCGUCGUAUGGUUGUUUGCUGCUGUUUGUUUUUUCAUAGUUUUGCCAAGCCGUUCCUGGCUUUCGCUAAUCUCCAUCUUUAACUCAAUUCAAGUUUUCAUGACAGUCAUCAAAUAUAUUCCUCAGGUGUUUAUGAACUUUGUGAGAAAGAACACGCAAGGAUUCAGCAUUGGUUACAUUUUGCUGGAUUUUUGUGGAGGGGUGACAAAUUUGAUGCAAAUGGCUGUGCAAUCUAUUGAUCAAAGUUCUUCGGUGAACUUUCGUGGGAACAUGGGAAAAAUGUUGUUAUGCCUGGUGUCCAUAACCUUUGACAUAAUAUUCAUGUGUCAACAUUUUGUGCUCUAUCCUCACAAGGAACCCCAAGUCUCCCCUAAAUCCAUGGAGGAAAGUAUAGAGGCAGAGCCACUUGUUUUAUCUUUUGACAGCCAAUAGUCUGAAUGAAUAUGCAUAAACUUUGCUCUACUCAAUGUAAAAGUCACUUGAAUUUCGUGGGUUUCACUGUUUUUUCUCCCUCGGAAGAAACACAUGAUUUUACAAAUAAUGAAAUGAAUAAGAUAGAAUAGCUUGUGCCGUUAUGUGGAAUAAAAAAGGUGUAUGAAUUUUUCUAA